AUGGCGGCAGCAGCAGCAGCAGCUGAGAAGCCCAGCUCCAAAGGACAAGCAUGGUUCUGCACCACUGGGUUACCAAGCGACAUUGUGGUCGAAGUCGAUGACAUGACCUUCCAUCUCCACAAGUUUCCUCUCAUGUCAAAAAGCCAGAAGCUUCACAACCUGAUCACAGAGCAAGAGACGAACCCAUCGCAAACCCGCCAACAAAUUGAAGAGCAGGAUGAGAACGAUGACGAAAUCGAAGAAGUUCAGUGCCAAAUAGCUCUCUCUGACUUCCCCGGCGGCUCAGAGACCUUCGAAAUAGCAGCUAAGUUCUGCUAUGGCGUCAAGAUCGACUUGAGCCCCUCCAAUGUCGCGCCUCUGCGCUGCGCUGGAGAGUAUCUGGAAAUGACCGAAGAGUACUCAGAAGAUAACCUCAUUUCCAAGACCGAGAGGUUUCUCUCUCAGUCUGUGUUGAAAAGCUUCAAGGAAUCGCUCAAAGCUCUCAAGUCCUGCGAACGAGUGAUGCCUCUUGCAGAGACUUUGGGUAUUACGCAGAGGUGCAUAGACUCCAUCGCCUCCCGCGCCACGUCAGCCGAUCCCACCCUGUUUGGCUGGCCGGUUAGCGAAGCACCCAAUGCGAAUACGAAUGCGAUUUCUUCCUCUUCUUCCACCAAACAGCAGAUUUUGUGGAAUGGGAUCGACGCCGGUGGCGGCGGUGGACGAAGAAGAGGCCUUUCCAAACACACAGAUUCCUGGGUUGAAGAUUUGGUGGUUUUGAGUUUGCCUCUGUUCAACCGAUUGAUUUCCGCCAUGAAAUCUGGAGAUCUAAGCUUGGAGAUGGUGGAGACUUGUUUGAUGCAUUACGCUAAGAAGUACAUUCCUGGAAUUUCAAGAACAAAUCGAAAGCCUCCAUCUUCUAUCUCCGCCGUCACCGCCACCACAACCUCAUCGUCUUUAGCUUCGGAGAGUCAACAGCGAGAGCUUUUGGAGACGAUCAUCUCCAAUCUUCCAUUGGAGAAGAGCUCCAGACCUUCCACCGCUACUCGUUUCCUCUUUGGACUGCUGAGAACCGCCAACAUACUCAAUGCCUCCGAGGCCUGCAAAGCCGCGUUGGAGAAGAAGAUCGCUUCGCAGCUCCACCAAGCCACCUUAGACGACCUUCUCAUCCCGAGCUACUCGUACCUCAACGAGACUCUCUACGACGUCGAUUGCGUCGAGAGGAUCUUAGGUUACUUCUUGAACGGCUUGGAUCAGAGAAACACAGCCGGAAUCGAAGAAGACGACGGUUCUGACGGUGCUGUCAGAUCACCGACGUUGAUGCUCGUCGGAAAAUUGAUCGACGAGUUUCUCUCCGAGAUCGCCUCCGACGCGAAUCUCAAGCCGGACCGAUUCUACAAUCUCGCGAUUUCUCUACCUGAACAAGCUCGGCUCUUCGACGACGGUCUUUACAGAGCCGUCGAUCUCUAUCUCAAGGCUCAUCCAUGGAUACCGGAACCAGAGCGCGAGAAGAUCUGCGGAAUUUUAGACUGCCAGAAGCUCACGCUCGAGGCUUGCACGCACGCGGCGCAGAACGAGCGGUUGCCUCUGCGCGCGGUGGUGCAAGUUCUGUUCUUCGAGCAGCUCCAGCUCCGGCACGCCAUCGCCGGAAAUCUGCUCGCAACCGACGUCGCUCCCCCGGACUCGGGCAGGCCAUCGGUGCUGCAACGCGAACGACAGGAGGAGGAAGAAGAGGAAGAGGACGACGCGGAGGCACGUGCGGAGGAAGAUGGGGAUAAUGUGGCACGUGCAAAUGAUAGUGGGGGCGGCACGUGGAGGGUGGCUGUGAGGGAGAAUCAGGUGUUGCGCUUGGAUAUGGAUAGCAUGAGGACGCGGGUGCACCAGCUGGAGCGGGAAUGCUCCAACAUGAAAAAGGUGAUCGAGAAGAUUGAUAGUCCGGGUCAGCCCAGGAGGGACGGGUCAGGUUGGAAGGUCUCGUUGAGCCGGAGGUUCGGGUGUAAGUUCAAGACCCAGGUGUGUGAUUCGCACGAAGCCACGGCCGUUGAUACUAGGAAAGGACGGCGACACCAUCAUCAACAAUAG
This is a messenger RNA of Prunus armeniaca (apricot), 2058 nucleotides long. The record is from the annotation of a GenBank genome assembly. Lineage: Eukaryota; Viridiplantae; Streptophyta; Magnoliopsida; Rosales; Rosaceae.